Molecule: messenger RNA, 2120 nt
Organism: Ostrea edulis (European flat oyster)
Lineage: Eukaryota; Metazoa; Mollusca; Bivalvia; Ostreida; Ostreidae
Product: uridine-cytidine kinase 2-like
Exons: 7
Coding region: 128-973 (281 amino acids)
Cellular component (GO): cytosol; cytoplasm
Molecular function (GO): ATP binding; kinase activity
Source: RefSeq, a predicted model, not a curated record
GAAUUUUAGAGAAUGUCGUAAAAAUCAACAAAAAACCAUGUGAGUGCAAUUUUUAUUGCGUCAUGUGUAUUUGACUUGUUCAUAAACCCUCUUUUGCGAAGUCAAAGGUCUUGUCAUAGGAUCAGUUAUGAUCUUACGGCAAAAAUAUUGGAAUUUCUGUAGAUAUUUUGCAACAAACUCCACAUUUCAGAUGAUGGCUGCAGCUAGCAGAUCAGGAUGUUCAAACAAUGGGCAGAGAAAAAAUGGAUACGACAGAGAGAGGGUUCCAAAGCCAUUUGUUAUUGGUGUAGCUGGCGGAACUGCUUCUGGCAAAUCCUCGGUGUGUGCCAAAAUCAUGCAGCAGCUGGGUCAGGAUGAUGUGGACCAUCGACAGAGACAGGUAGUCAUUAUCAACCAGGACACAUUCUAUCGUGAACUCACAGACCAAGAGAAUGCUAAAGCACUGAAGGGAGAAUUCAACUUCGAUCAUCCAGAUGCUUUUGAUUUUGAUUUCAUGUUGAACACAUUGAAAGAAUUGGUAGCUGGGAAGUCAGUGAAAUUGCCCCAGUAUAACUAUGUGAAAAAUGCCAGAGAUGAGCAAUGGCAUACUGUAUAUCCUGCUGAUGUUGUUCUCUUUGAGGGCAUCUUAGUGUUUUAUUUCAAAGAACUUCGAGACAUGUAUCACAUGAAGCUUUUCGUGGACACAGAUCCAGAUACAAGAUUAGCCAGAAGAGUACUUAGAGAUACAAAAGAGAGAGGGAGAGACAUUGAAAACAUACUACACCAAUACACUACUCUAGUCAAGCCAGCGUUUGAGGAAUUCUGUCUCCCGACAAAAAAAUAUGCUGAUGUGAUAAUACCAAGAGGAGCUGAUAACACAGUGGCAAUUGAUUUAAUUGUGCAGCACAUUCAAGAGCUACUACGUCCAUCUAAAAACAUGGUCAACAAGCGACCACGGCACAACUCGGACUCUUUUGUGGGCAGGCCACAUUAACAUUGCAUUGACUAUUCUAAGCCAUGUUAUUUAGAAACUGUAUUGACCUAGUAAUAAUUUACUUGUACAUGUACCUGUUGAUACACAUGUAUUUUUGAAUAACUGAUUCAUGCAUUUUUAGAUAAUUGAUUCUGAACUAUUUUCACUGCCAUAUUUUGAGCUUUUUAGAUUUGAUAUACAUUGUAUAUACAGUGUAUAGUUGUCAAUGAUUCAACAUACCUGUUCUGAUCUUGUAUACUAAUGUAGAAUAUACAAAUUUUUGAACAGUUGAAAAGGGAAAAUACUUCUGCUAGAAAAGAACUGAUGAAUGACUGUAUAAAGCUUAAAAUAAUUUUGCUCUAGACAGAUGGUUUUGAAGAAUUGGUUGUGUUUAUUGUAUGCGAAGUUUACUUAACGAGCAGAUAAAAUUUUGUAAUAUCAGGUUAAUUUUUUAGUGGGUGACAACAUUUGUGUUAAUUUGGUAACUUGAUACUAGCUUGGGCAUUAACUAGAUUGUUAGUUGUCUAAAUGAAGAAAGGAGAAGAUAAUCUUAAUUCAAACGUGUAAUUUAUAUAACAUUUUAUAGUAUCUUUAAAUAUUACAAGUUCACUUUUCCUAAUCCUCUUGGGUGCAAAGUUAAAUGAAUAAAGUCCAGAAAUAAUCCAUAUAUGUAUAUUUUUAUAUCUGUGAAAGUUAAAAAAGUUUUGCACAUUAAAAUAUUUUCAAAAUUGACAUACUGGUAGAUACUGUAAAUGUGAAUUUCAAAAUUAGUAAACUGUACACAGUGUUCAUAUAGUAUUUCAUAAUUAUUGUCACUGUGAUAAAUACAUGUACAUAUCUAUAGCUUGAAAAAUUUCAAACUACAUGUAUUGAACAGUUUUUAUGAUACACGAAACUAUUGUCUAAUUGUUACUGUCGGUGAAUUAGUGUACAUAGGUAUCUCAGUUGUAUGCUUGGGUUAUCAGAUGCAUGUUUUUCAUGUGUGGUUACAUAGAUGUGUAUUAUUUUAUACAUAUGCUGUUAUACAAAUGUUUAGAAUGAAAUUUUUGUGGUGAAACUGUCCAGUAUGUAUAUACAUCAACAUCGUACUUGUUUUAUAAUUUUUCCUCAUCAAAAUUAUAUUAGGGAAAUAAAUGUAUAUUCACAGGAAUAAAAAUUGUAAACAGAA